Phyllotreta striolata is the source of this 759-nucleotide messenger RNA. The record is from the annotation of a GenBank genome assembly. Lineage: Eukaryota; Metazoa; Arthropoda; Insecta; Coleoptera; Chrysomelidae.
AUGGCCGAGCAGUCUGGAAAAGCCAACAAAACGGUCGAAUGUCCCAUAAAACGCACCAAAUUAUCCAAAUUGACGGCAAUAACGUUCCUCUUGCGUUCUACUCCUCUCUCGGAAGACUUGAAACGGCAUCAGAUCCCUGAAAAAUGUAGAAAAAUGGCCGAGCAGUCUGGAAAAGCCAACAAAACGGUCGAAUGUCCCAUAAAACGCACCAAAUUAUCCAAAUUGACGGCAAUAACAUUCCUCUUGCGUUCUACCCCUCUCUCGGAAGACUUGAAACGGCAUCAGAUCCCUGAAAAAUGUAAAAAAAUGGCCGAGCAGUCUGGAAAAACCAAGAAAAAAGUCGAAUGUCCCAUAAAACACACCAAAUUAUCCAAAUUUACGGCAUUAACAUUCCUCUUGCUUUCUACCGCUCUCUCGGAAGACUUGAAACGGCAUCAGAUCCCUGAAAAAUGUAGAAAAAUGGCCGAGCAGUCUGGAAAAGCCAACAAAACGGUCGAAUGUCCCAUAAAACGCACCAAAUUAUCCAAAUUGACGGCAAUAACAUUCCUCUUGCGUUCUACCGCUCUCUCGGAAGACUUGAAACGGCAUCAGAUCCCUGAAAAAUGUAGAAAAAUGGUUAGAAAUAGGGCAGUCUGGAAGAAGGAUGAAUACGGUCCAAUGUACCACGAAACACACCAAAUUAUCCAAAUUUACGGCAAUUACAUUCCCCCUGGAAGGCUGGAAGGCUUCAGCAUUCCUAAAAAUACAGAAAAAUCGUAA